CUUCUCCAGUAAAAAGUGUUGAUAGUCAUACGUUGGUGAGUUACGUGGAUAAAUCAAACAUAGACGAUGAAAUUGUUCCCUACAAAGUACUUAAAACAUCUAAUGAUGAACUGAAGAGUGAACUGGGCGACUUGGAAAAAUGUAUUGUAAAAUCAGUGCAAGAUUUUGAAGAUUUGUUAGAUUCUGUCUCUACGGAUUUCGAAAAGUUUUCUAUAGAGUCGUUUCACAGUUUCGUUAAAAAUGAGUCGAAGACGUCGCCGUUUGAGUAUCCUAGAGUGAGCGAGGACAGUUUCGGAAAUAAGAUUUGUAUUUUGGGUGUGAACGGAACAAGAAUUUUCGAAGAUCGCUUGAGUACGAUAGAUUGGAGCGAUUACAAGAAGGCGACUUUCGAUUUACUCAAUGUGGUCUUCGGUGAGGAGGUUUUGGCUACUCACACGUUGACGAGAAGACGACCGAAGAUGCCUCAAUUGGAGACGAACAAAGUCGAGGAUAUAAUUUCCAUCGUGACUGCUAAAUGUAACACUUACGAUUUCGAUGUGUACGAGACGAUUUCGAUGCGUUGCAACUAUUUGCAUAUGCAUUACAAAAAACGUAUGGCAGAAUUACAGAGAUUCAAUGCAGAUGAACAUUAAUAUUUGCAUUAUAAUUAUUUGUAAAUCGUCUUUUUCAUUUGUAAUAAAAAUAUUUGUGUGUUUU
Molecule: messenger RNA, 696 nt
Organism: Nicrophorus vespilloides
Lineage: Eukaryota; Metazoa; Arthropoda; Insecta; Coleoptera; Silphidae
Product: early boundary activity protein 2-like
Exons: 2
Molecular function (GO): DNA binding
Source: RefSeq, a predicted model, not a curated record